AUGUCUGGGGAGGAAGCGAGAACGUUUUAUGAAGUUGUUCUUUCUUCAUCCAAUUCUGAUGUAGGAAGCGUUUUAGCGACAAAGGAUAACAAAACGGAAAAGAAUAAGUCAAGGCAAAAGGGAAAUGGGUCAUUGGCAAAAUCAACCUACUCAAAACCAUCUGAAAAGGAUUUGAAAUCCAAAAAGAAUAGUGGUCACUCCAGAUCCAUACCUACUAAAUUUCGUUCUACUUCUGAUCACAGACUAGUAAACGAUUUCUUAAAAAAUUCUCAAGAGGGAAAUUUAAGACGAGUCCAAGAACUGCUCUCCAAUGAUAGCGUAGACAUAAAUGUAUGUGACCAAUUUUCAUGGACAGGAUUGAUGUGUGCAUCUCACAAUGGGCAGAUUCGCAUUGUUAAAUAUUUACUUGAGAGCGGAGCUUUGUGGAGAUCUUAUGAAGACUCACAAGGAAGAACAGCUUUCGACCUUGCAAAAAUCGCAGGACACCAUGACAUAGCAGAACUUCUCAGAUCUUACAGUGGUCAGCGUAAAUGCCAACGCAUAAAAUCCUCUUAUGAAGAGCAUUCUGCUAUCACAGCACAAACCAAAUUUUGGUGCUCUGUAUGCGAACAAGAGUUUACUGAUCUGAAGGGUACACAUGAAGGUUCAACUGUGCAUUUGUUCAAUAUACAACGCAAGCCUCAAAAAACAUUCUAUUAUAUUCCAGAAGGCAAUGUAGGGUAUCAAUUGAUGCUAAAGUCUGGCUGGAAUGAAGAUCGAGGUAAACUUAAUUCUCACGUUUUCUUUAAAUCCACAGUACUAGUUUCAUACUGAAUUAAGGGCAGGAAGUACUGUCAUUUCCCCUUCUAAACUGCCAGGAAAAUUGUUUAAGGCAAAACUCAUCAAGGAAAUUAUGCUAACAUAAACACAACUUAGAACACAUACCUGUGUUACUGUUACUGUGGCAACUUGACAAGCAGCAUUGCUCCAAGCAAGACGUUUUUGAAAGUUGCCAUUUGGCACACCACCACCGGAAAUUCAAAAUUUUUCACAAUUGCUUAUUAAAGGAAAAUGAUGAACAAUUUAUAUUAUUGCAUGCCAAUGGUAGCAGCUUCACUGCUGCACACAAAUUUUAAGAUUGGUGAUCAUUUCCUUUGUUCUUGUGACCCUUGAUGCUUGAUUCCAGGGUGAUCUUGUCAGGAGAAAUUAGAAGCUAAUCAUUCUCAGGGAUCAAAGGAUUAAAAUUAUGAAGAUUUUCUUUACUCUCUGACAACAAAAAGAGCUGUAGCAUGGAGAACUGUCCACGAGAAAUAGACACAGGUCUAGUCACUUCAUGCUACAGAAAUCAGUGAUAAGCAACAAUAGUUACAGCUCAAAAAGAUUUAAUCUUAUAGUCAAUUUUUGGAUCAAUAUCAGUAUCUGGGCAACUUCCCACCUACCCCUCCCCUAACCCAACAUUAACCCUACCUACCGACACUAAUCCUUACUUGUUAUCAAUAGACUGUUGUUGGGUUAGGGAGGGGUAGGUGGGCAGUUGCCCAGAUACUGAUAUUGAUCCCAAUUUUUUUAAAAAUUCUGUUCAUCACAGGUUUAGGCCCAGCUGGUGUUGGAAGAAAAUACCCAGUGAAAACAGUUCUCAAGAGAGAUCGAUUAGGAUUUGGUAAUAAGGGAUGUCAACCAGCAAGAGUGACACACUUUGGUCCACAUGAUCACAGUUCUGUGAAGAGGAGAAAAUCAAUCACCGAGAAGGAAAAGAACAGAGGAACAAUGAAAAAGACUUGUAGGAGGGAAAGGGUGGCUAAAGAGAAGAAGGAAAAGAAUUGGGAAAGAAAUAUGAGGAUAUACAUGAACACUGAAUAA
This is a messenger RNA of Pocillopora meandrina, 1839 nucleotides long. NCBI's taxonomy places the organism in Eukaryota, Metazoa, Cnidaria, Anthozoa, Scleractinia, Pocilloporidae. The record is from the annotation of a GenBank genome assembly.